AUGGAAAAGGGGAUGAAAGAAGGAGAGGGGCAGGAACAGCCGACCAGGAAGGCAGAUAGUAAAAGUAAUAGAUGCAAAAGAAAGCGUGAAGAUUUCCUGGAGAUUAUCUCAAAAAUAGCAAGACAAAUAUAUGAACAAAUUGCUGAGUUCUUUGAGAAGUGGCUACCUAAAGCAGAGGAAGAGGAGCAGCCGAUUGAUGAACGAGAUGGAAAAAAGCCAGGUGAUGGAGAGGAGAAUUCUGGUGAAGGAAAGGGCGAGACACAAGAUAAUAAAGAAGAGGAAGAAACUUUUAAAGGAGAAAGGGACAAGUUGCUAGGCGAAGAAGGUGGAGAAACAUCCGAUGAAAUGGAAAAGGGCAAGAAGCCAGAUGAUGAAGAAGACGAGGAGUCUCGUGAUGGAGGAAAGGGAAAGGAAGACGAUAAAGAGGAGGAACAUGGUGAAAAGGGAAACGUCAAGAAGUCGAGGAAAUGA
Messenger RNA from Echinococcus granulosus, 471 nucleotides. RefSeq lists its product as hypothetical. The record is from RefSeq and is a predicted model, not a curated record. The transcript has a single exon. NCBI's taxonomy places the organism in Eukaryota, Metazoa, Platyhelminthes, Cestoda, Cyclophyllidea, Taeniidae. Bases 1 to 471 code for a protein of 156 amino acids.